CCGGUUUCCUUUUGUAACUUGGUGAAGUGUUGAUCUGUAGGACGAAGCGGUAAGUGAAGAUGCUGUCCCUGUCUCGGACAUUGGUGAGCGCUUCGUUGCGGUCCACGACAGUGGUUAGCCAGUGCGGGGCGACAGCUCUGACCCGGUUCAACAGCACCGCUGCUCAGCAGGAGAAGCCAAAGAAGACUAAGUUUGGACCCUUAAGUGAUCAGGACAGGAUUUUCACCAAUUUGUAUGGCCGUCAUGACUGGAGGCUGAAAGGUGCCCUGAGCCGUGGCGACUGGUACAAGACCAAGGAGAUCCUUCUGAAGGGGGCCGACUGGAUCCUCAACGAGAUCAAAGUCUCAGGCCUGCGAGGGAGGGGCGGAGCCGGCUUCCCCACCGGCAUGAAAUGGGGCUUCAUGAACAAGCCCAGCGAUGGCCGACCAAAGUACCUGGUGGUGAAUGCUGACGAGGGGGAGCCCGGUACCUGCAAGGACAGGGAGAUCAUGCGCAAUGACCCCCACAAGCUGGUGGAGGGCUGCCUGGUGGCCGGCAGAGCCAUGGGGGCCCGCGCCGCCUACAUCUACAUCCGCGGAGAGUUCUACAACGAGUCCUCCAACCUGCAGAUGGCAAUUAACGAGGCUUACGUGGCGGGCCUGAUUGGCAAGAAUGCCUGUGGCUCGGGUUACGAUUUCGACGUGUUCGUCAUGCGGGGGGCAGGCGCCUACAUCUGCGGCGAAGAGACGGCGCUCAUCGAGUCCAUCGAGGGCAAGCAGGGGAAGCCCCGCCUCAAGCCCCCGUUCCCCGCCGACGUGGGUGUGUUUGGCUGCCCGACGACGGUUGCCAACGUGGAGACGGUUGCUGUGGCGCCCACCAUCUGUCGCCGUGGAGGUUCGUGGUUCGUUAGCUUCGGGAGGGAGAGGAACUCUGGGACGAAGCUCUUCAACAUCUCCGGCCACGUCAACACCCCCUGCACCGUGGAAGAGGAGAUGUCCAUCCCCCUCAAAGAGCUGAUCGAGAGACAUGCAGGAGGAGUGCGAGGCGGCUGGGACAACCUGCUGGCGGUGAUCCCUGGGGGUUCCUCCACGCCCCUCAUCCCACGCUCGGUGUGUGAGGAUGUGAUGAUGGACUUCGACGCCCUCAUCCAGGCGCAGACCGGUCUGGGCACAGCUGCAAUCAUCGUCAUGGACAAAUCCGCGGACAUCAUCAAAGCCAUCGCCCGCCUGAUCGAGUUCUACAAACACGAGAGCUGUGGCCAGUGCACCCCGUGCAGGGAGGGAGUGGACUGGAUGAACAAGAUGAUGUGGCGGUUCGUUCGCGGGGACGCGAGGACGUCGGAAAUCGACAUGAUCUGGGAGAUCAGCAAGCAGAUCGAGGGACACACCAUCUGCGCCCUGGGCGACGGAGCCGCCUGGCCAGUGCAGGGGCUGAUCCGUCACUUCCGGCCUAUAAUGGAGAGCCGGAUCGCGGAGUUCCAGCAGAAGCAGCAGGCCAGGGCUUAACUCCACCAUCCAUCCCCCACCCCCACCCCCCACCACUCUGUGCCAUCACAACCCCUCCCUCGCAUUAUUUAACAAGAUUGUUGUCUCUGAUUGUGAAUAAGUACAUUACAGCCUGUCUUUGUAGGCUUAUCUUCAAUAAAGUUCUAAGAACCCAA
This is a messenger RNA of Megalops cyprinoides (Indo-Pacific tarpon), 1639 nucleotides long. Its product is annotated as NADH dehydrogenase [ubiquinone] flavoprotein 1, mitochondrial. Gene Ontology annotation, molecular function: NAD binding; 4 iron, 4 sulfur cluster binding; NADH dehydrogenase (ubiquinone) activity. The record is from RefSeq and is a predicted model, not a curated record. Bases 60 to 1484 code for a protein of 474 amino acids. The transcript has 11 exons. Gene Ontology annotation, biological process: mitochondrial electron transport, NADH to ubiquinone. NCBI's taxonomy places the organism in Eukaryota, Metazoa, Chordata, Actinopteri, Elopiformes, Megalopidae.